AUGGGAUUCGGCUUUUACGGUCGAGCCUUCACACUUGCGGAUCCCAGCUGCUCGAAGCCUGUAUGCCCAUUUAGCGGCGCUUCGAAAGCCGGACCCUGUACACAAACCGGGAGAAUGCUGGGCUAUUAUGAGAUCAUGGACGCGCUUAACUCUGAUAGCCAAAUCACACUGACACAUGAUACGCAAGAUGCAGUCAACUAUUUCACCUUUGACAAGGACCAGUGGAUAUCGUACGACAAUGCCGUGACUUUCAAACAAAAGGUAGACUGGGCGAACGGCAUUGGCCUGGGGGGUGCUCUCAUAUGGGCGUCUGAUCUUGACGAUGACAAGUAUUCCGCCCAUUCUGGACUUGUGGGACGGCCGGUUUUGUCGAAUUCAGAUAUCAAGGCCGUGGACAAGGCACUGUCCAAUCCGAAAGCUUUGAUCGAAGAUCUUGCUGGAUCCAACGUGCUAUGCAACAAGCCUGUGGAUCUGGAUUCACGCCAGUGGGUUGGGAUGAUGCCGGAUGCGGUAAAAAGAAUUGUCACUGCGGCAAGCCCAUUUGCUGUCCAACCCGUGAAGCACCUAAAGGGUGCAUCUUCCGACUGCAGUGCACAGUGCCGGCCCGGAGAGACAAACAUGAAGGGAAUCAGGUCAUCAUGGGGAGGCGGAUUUAAGAAUGAUGGGAACACAGAUAAAUGUGGCCGCGGUUAUAAAGUCUCCUGCUGCCCGAAUCCAGAUGCAGGCCAGCUCACAGCUCAGUGUGCCUAUGCACCAUGGUAUGUUUCCUAG
This is a messenger RNA of Monascus purpureus, 771 nucleotides long. Lineage: Eukaryota; Fungi; Ascomycota; Eurotiomycetes; Eurotiales; Aspergillaceae. The record is from the annotation of a GenBank genome assembly.